Molecule: messenger RNA, 1277 nt
Organism: Prorocentrum cordatum
Lineage: Eukaryota; Dinophyceae; Prorocentrales; Prorocentraceae
Source: the annotation of a GenBank genome assembly
GCACAGAUCGAACUGCCAUUUCUUGCGCGCAUGCGUGUGCGUGCACGCGCGGGCCCUACUAGCAGGCUGGCAGCUCUCGGCUGCGAGAGCAGGGCGACCCAGAGACACGCAGGCGAGGUCACACUGCGCGUGCGACACGCCCUGGAAGGAACGCGGGACUGGGACGCGACACGUGCUGGGUGAGGUCGUGUCAGAUGCGCGUCGCGGGGCCGCUGCCAGAGGAGCAAAGAGAAGGAGCAUUAGCGACAAAUGCUUCGAAGGUCCGCGCGGGCUCUUGGAUCGGCACCAGAUCCCCUCCUCGAGGUGCCGGAGGCACCGCCAGCGGGGGACCAGCGCCGACCAAAGAAAUCCACGCGGAGCUCCAAAAGGGAGUCCUCGUGCUGCUUUUUCGUGGUUCGAGCUGCAGUGUCCACAAGAGGCAGGCCAAGGCGGAAGACAAUCUGCAGGCUCGCCCAGGACAUGCCCGACUUGGGCCAAGGCAGAAGACCAGCUGCAGGCUCGCCCAGACGCGCACAAACCCUGAAAGAGAGAGAGAGAGAGAGAGAAAAAAAAAAAAAAAAAAAGCUAGAGCGCCCGGCAGCGGCGAGAGCGGCGCAGGCCCCAUCUCGCACGCUGUUCUGGGCGUGGCGGUCUCGUGGUGCAUGACACGUCAGUGCGCUGAGACUGUUUUCGCCGGUGGUGUGGGUGGGAGGAGGGAGGGAGGAGGAGGAGGAGGAGGAGGAGGAGGAGCAGCAGGAGUGCAGCUGGCGCGGGGGUGGCUCGUCGGUCUGCUACUGAGGCCCAGGUGGCAGCAGUGGGGUCCAGAAAAGCAAACGGACUGCAAGUGCAAAGAUGCAGUUGGCGGCGCGCACAAGGGGGUAGGGGGAGAGGGGAAGGCUUCUUAGAAGGAGGUUGAUGAUUGGAAAAAGUCGGCCUUACAUCUCAAAGUAAGUGCCGCGAUACAGACUGAGUAUAUUUUCUCGGAGGUCCGCGCGGAUUUCUUGGAUCGGCGCUGGACCUGGGCAGAGAUGCGGCAGCAUCCCGCUGAAAAAUAUUGACCGAGCCACGGGCCACAUCGGAGGGCAGCCGAGCGACUCGGCAAGCAAAGGCAUCGGCCACCUCGCCCCGAUGAAGCCCAGCUGGGACGCCGUCCAGAGCACGCUCUGCACGGCGGCGGAGUAGAGAAGAAGAGGAGGAGGAGGAGGAGGAGGAGGAGGAGGAGGGGGAGGAGGCGGGAGGAGGUGAUCCUAAAAGGGCGGCGAGGGCCCGGAGCCGAAAGCAGGGACAUCAGUAGCCCA